UUCUUCCAUGAAGUCAGCAUCAAUAAGCAUUACUGCUCCAAUGAAACAUCAUGAACUUUAUAAAAGCCGUUCUCCCCACCACUAUCUCAAGAAAAUUCACUACAUUUUUCACUCUUAACUAUGGCAUUGAAAUCAGCAAUAAUGUUAGUGAUGUUGAUCUCCUUAGUAUCGUUAGCACGAGCAAUUGAUUCUAAUGAAAACAUAGUUGCAAUCUACUGGGGCCAGAAUGGUAAGGAGGGUACACUGGGGGAGGUUUGUGGCACAGGAAACUAUGAUUAUGUGAUCAUAGCAUUUCUGCAAAGCUUUGACAAUGGAAAAACUCCGAUGAUGAAUCUGGGUGGUCACUGCGAGGCUUAUAGUGAUGGGUGCAGUGGUCUAAGCUCAGACAUAGAAUCUUGUCAAGCCAAAGGAACGAAGGUGUUGGUCUCUUUGGUAGACAGAAAUGCAUCGACAGAGGAUGCAAGUGAAGUAGCGAGUUACGUUUGGAAUAACUUCUUGGGGGGAGUGUCAUCGUCUCGGCCUCUUGGCCCUGCUGUUCUUGAUGGCAUUGAUUUUGGCAUUGAGUAUGAGAUUGAAGGUGGUGGUGGAUCAAAGCAAUAUUGGCGUGAUGUUGCAAAGUUCCUUAGAGGGUAUGGCGUGAGCAACCAAGGACAGAAAGUGUACAUAACUAUAGCCCCCCAGUGCCCAUUUCCUGAUGUUUGGAUAGGAAAUUCUCUCCUAUCAGGUCUUUUUGACUUUGUUUGGUUCCCAAUUUUACACUAACUCUCCUUCCUAAUAAACUUCUCUUUAAAUUACCAACCUUCAACCAUCACCUUAUAUAUCCCUGCUGCCCCACGGUAUUUAUGCACCAGGUAUCAUGUUCCUCAUAAUUUCAACACAUCAUAAUUAGCCCAGACAAAAUCUAUCUCUCACUUCUUUUUUUCUGCCAUUACAUUUUGAUCGGGAUGGUUAUAAUAAUAGCAAUUAUACAUUACCACCUA
This is a messenger RNA of Vigna unguiculata (cowpea), 980 nucleotides long. Its product is annotated as hevamine-A-like. The record is from RefSeq and is a predicted model, not a curated record. NCBI's taxonomy places the organism in Eukaryota, Viridiplantae, Streptophyta, Magnoliopsida, Fabales, Fabaceae.